Messenger RNA from Rhizopus microsporus ATCC 52813, 1905 nucleotides. RefSeq lists its product as uncharacterized. Gene Ontology annotation, biological process: protein quality control for misfolded or incompletely synthesized proteins; mitochondrion organization. NCBI's taxonomy places the organism in Eukaryota, Fungi, Mucoromycota, Mucoromycetes, Mucorales, Rhizopodaceae. The coding region runs from base 1 to 1905 and encodes 634 amino acids. The record is from RefSeq and is a predicted model, not a curated record. Gene Ontology annotation, molecular function: ATP-dependent peptidase activity; metalloendopeptidase activity; ATP hydrolysis activity. The transcript is spliced from 4 exons. Gene Ontology annotation, cellular component: mitochondrial inner membrane.
AUGGCUUACCGCAGACUAAGCAAGUUAGAGCAAGAAGCAAACGCAUUUCCUCAGGAUGUUGCAAGACAGGCAGCUUUAUACAAGGAAUGGUUAAGAGCCAAUAAUCCUCAAGCAGUCAUUGCAAGAUUUGAACGUGGCAAUUUUGCUCAAAAUGAAGAAUGUUGGCAAUACUAUAUCGCAGCUUUAGCUCAAACAGGAAAAGCAGAUGCCAUAUGGACAAAGAUUUUGCAAAAGCUGGAAGAAGGUACGAAAAAUCUGACAGAAGGAGGAAAAAGCACGUUUGGAGGAGGUAUUCCCAAAGAAGUCAUUCAACAGGCAAUCGCAAGUCGGCAAGGUGGACGAGCUAUCGUGUCAGAGGGUGGUACGAUCGCAGCCGGAUCGGGGAACAAAGCAAACCCGAUCUAUGUUGUUGUCGAAGAGGCACGGAAAUUUAUGUUUUGGAAAGCCUUACGUUGGGUUGGCGUGACAUUGACGUACGCUUUUUGUAUCUUGACCAUCCUUUCGCUUGCUCUCGAAAACUCUGGGCUACUCAAACCAGCAACUACACAGGCCGAGUAUGAGCCUGUGACCCAUACGACUGUCAAGUUUGAGGAUGUACAGGGUGUAGAUGAAGCAAAGCAGGAGUUGGAAGAAAUUGUUGAAUUUUUGAAAAACCCUCAUCGAUUUACUGAAUUAGGAGGUAAACUCCCCAAGGGUGUCUUGCUCACAGGCCCACCAGGUACAGGUAAAACCAUGCUGGCGAGAGCUGUUGCUGGUGAAGCUGGUGUGCCAUUUUUCUUUAUGAGUGGAAGUGAAUUUGAUGAAAUGUACGUGGGAGUAGGCGCAAGAAGAGUGCGUGAACUAUUUGCCGCUGCAAGAGCAAAAGCACCUAGUAUCGUAUUUAUUGACGAAAUUGAUGCUAUUGGAUCAAAAAGAAACCCAAAGGAUCAAUCAUACAUGAAACAAACCUUGAAUCAACUGCUUGUAGAUCUCGAUGGAUUUUCUCAAACAGAAGGUGUUAUUUUCAUUGCUGCAACGAAUUUCCCCGAGCUUUUGGACAAGGCGCUUGUUAGACCUGGACGAUUUGAUCGACUUGUGAACGUGCCCCUGCCUGAUGUCCGUGGUCGAAUUGAGAUUCUGAAACAUCAUAUGAAAAAGAUUCAAGUGUCUGAAGAAGUCGACGUGAGCGUCAUUGCCAGAGGAACACCAGGAUUUAGUGGUGCUGACUUGGCUAAUCUUGUCAACUUGGCUGCUAUUCAAGCGAGUCGUGAAAAUUCAAAAAAGGUAACUUCACGCCAUUUGGAACACUCAAAAGAUAAGAUUAUCAUGGGGGCUGAACGUAGAUCAGCUGUUAUUACUGAAGAAAGCAAGAGGUUGACGGCCUAUCACGAAGGAGGCCAUGCAUUAGUAGCCUAUUAUACACCUGGGGCUAUGCCUUUACAUAAGGCGACCAUUAUGCCUAGAGGGGCUGCCUUAGGCAUGACUGUGCAAUUACCAGAAAUGGACAAGGAUUCGUUCACCAAACGAGAAUUUCUAGCACAAAUCGAUGUCUGCAUGGGUGGCAGAGUGGCAGAGGAACUAGUGUUUGGAGAAGAUAAUGUGACAAGUGGAGCCCAUAGUGAUAUUGUAAAAGCAACGGAUGUAGCUAAACGUAUGGUUCGGUAUUAUGGCAUGAGUGAUAAAUUGGGAGCCAUUAGCUUUGACAAUGAUGACAUGCAGCUAUUGAGUGCACAAACAAAGCAGUUGAUAGAAUCAGAAAUUUCCAGCCUGAUUGAAGGAUCACAGAGCAGGGCCAAGCAGAUCUUGACGGAGCAUCGUGAAGAAUUAGAUAGACUAGCCAAUGCGCUUGUCGAAUACGAGACUUUGGAUGCACAGGAAAUUAUAGAUGUGCUAACUGGUAAACCCAUUUCAAGACCUGCAGUAUAA